This is a messenger RNA of Westerdykella ornata, 1586 nucleotides long. RefSeq names its product UROD/MetE-like protein. Gene Ontology annotation, molecular function: zinc ion binding; 5-methyltetrahydropteroyltriglutamate-homocysteine S-methyltransferase activity. Bases 427 to 1560 code for a protein of 377 amino acids. The record is from RefSeq and is a predicted model, not a curated record. The transcript has 2 exons. Lineage: Eukaryota; Fungi; Ascomycota; Dothideomycetes; Pleosporales; Sporormiaceae.
GUAGAAAUUUGUUCGUCCCUGUUUCCAUCCAGUUGGUCUCUAAUCUGCUGUUGAAGCGUUAACUUCUUUCCCAACUUCAGAACACUUGUCACCAGUGCGUUCUCGACCUCUUGUGGCCGCCAACGAGCCCCUUUAUGCCGUCCUCGGCACCGACGAUGAGCUUACUGCUAGGGCCGUCUCUUCAACUGCCGUGGUGGGGUACACGGGGGUACAUCGUACCGGUGCCUGCGGGAUGCGGGCCCAAAGGGAUUCUGAGCAAAUAGGAUUUAAUAUGCUCGCCGAGUGUCGUCUUCUUGUGCAAUUUUCCGCUUCGGCUUCUUAACACGGAGAUCAACGCCAGUUCUCUUAAGGACCAACAGUCGGCGCCCUCGAAAACGUCCCCGUUGCUCACCUACCGCUCUUUUCCACUCAUUACACACGAUCACAAUGGUGCUUCCUCCGGGUGUCUACCGGGCCGACCAUGUUGGGUCGUUCCUGCGGCCGAAGGCUGUACAUGAUGCUCGCGAAGCCGUUGCUCACGAGAAGUCAACCAUGACCGAGCUUCGCAAGGUGGAGGACGAAGCCAUUGCAGACGUAGUCUCCAAGCAACUUGAGAACGGCUUACUCUCCGUAACCGACGGCGAAUUCCGACGAGCCUAUUUCCACAUCGACUUCCUCCAGCACUUGGACGGUAUCGAGCGCAAGGGACAAACCGGCAUGAUUCGGCCAUAUGGAUUCUCGCCGCCUGUGCUUUCCGUGACAGGGAAAUUGGGCCACCCGAAACCUAUUCAGGUCGACGACUACAAAUUCCUUCAGGAGACGAUCACGAAGCUCGGCAGCAAUGCCACUCCCAAAGUGUGCAUUCCCAGCCCUACCAUGGUGCACUUCCGCGGCGGACGCGCAAGCAUUGAUAUCGAGGCAUAUCCCGAUCUCGACGUCUUCUUCGACGACCUUGCGCGUGUGUACCAGGAGGAACUGGCUUCCCUCUACGAGGCUGGUGCCCGCUUCGUCCAACUCGACGACACGAACCUGGCAUACCUCUGCGAUCCCAACAUGCGCGCCGAGGCCGAGAAGGAGCGCAACGAGGAUGUUUCGGCGCUGCCCAAGAAGUACGCCGCCCUGAUCAACGCCGCUAUUUCCAAGCGCCCCGCAGAUAUGAAGAUUGGCAUCCACCUCUGCCGAGGCAACUAUCGCAGCAAGUGGUUCGCGUCAGGCGGAUACGAUCCCGUUGCCGAGGUUCUGUUCAAGGAUUUGAACGUCGACGCAUACUUUCUCGAAUACGACGAUGCUCGCAGCGGAGAUUUCGGUCCACUCAAAUAUCUCCCUCCCAACAAAGUCGUCGUUCUCGGUCUCAUGUCAAGCAAGAAGAGGGAGCUUGAUGACAAGGAGCACAUAAUAAAGAGGCUGAAGCAGGCAGCCGAGAUUGCCCCUCAAGGUCUGGAUCAGCUGUGCCUGAGCCACCAGUGUGGUUUCAGCUCGACGGUGGAAGGAAACGAUCUCACCGAGGACGAGCAGUGGGCGAAGAUACGACUGGAGGUGGAGAUUGCGAAGGAGGUCUGGGGUGAGGAUCUGAGCAAAUAGGGGUUUGCGGGCGUUGUGUAUAGGGG